This is a messenger RNA of Suillus plorans, 1263 nucleotides long. RefSeq lists its product as uncharacterized. Lineage: Eukaryota; Fungi; Basidiomycota; Agaricomycetes; Boletales; Suillaceae. The record is from RefSeq and is a predicted model, not a curated record. The transcript is spliced from 13 exons. The coding region runs from base 134 to 1105 and encodes 323 amino acids.
GAGGUGUUACAGCCGACUAUCCAUCAUGUAACCAUCAUGGAUAGUACGAGCGCUGAGCGCUGGACAGUGGUAUAUCUAACACGAGCACCAGGAUCGUUACACACCCACAUUUGCUCACACCCAUCCCUCGAAUAUGACCGUCGUCCUAAAUGAUCCCAGUUGGUGGCCGAAAAUCAAUUCGAAUGUUUUUUAUAGCUAUUGGAUACUUGCCGCCGGCGUCGUGGUGGUAUACGAUUGGGCACUAACACUAGGACAAGAGAUUGAACUGAUCUGGACGCAUCGUUGGUCUCUCAUGACUGUGCUGUAUUUGAUUAUACGCUAUAUUGGAAUACCAUAUUCUGUUGUGUAUAUGUUGGCAUUUGCGCCAUAUAUCUCGUUGACAGAUGCAGUGGGUAAUAACAUGUACUACGCAAUAAAUGGGACAAAUGUGGUUGUAACUGCCAUGUUGGGCGUCAUCAUGAUUGCUCGGUUGUAUACCAUGUACGAGAGAUCUAGAAUGAUCCUUAUCAUCCUUGUUUUUAUCUUCCUGGCUGUUAAUAUUGCCUGCGGAGUCGUGACGGCAAUAGCACUCAAGUAUACUAUACUGGAGGAGCUGAUCAUUUCUGGCACAUAUAUAUGCGAUCUCGGAUAUGAGGGAAAUGUCUGGCUUCUGAACUCACUGAAUUGGAUGCUCUACACUGUUUGGGAGGUCCUCGCACUGUGUCUUUCAGUCUGGAUCGCUGUAAAACACUUUCGUGACCUGCGACGACUCGGCCCAUCUCGGACAAGGUCGACCAUCGGGGACUGUUUCAGAGUGCUGAUAAAAUCUCACGUGCUUUUUUUUGCAGGCUUCGUCUGUGUCUCUUGUCUUGAGCUUGCGAUUCUUUCUCCAGAGCUUGCGACUCUCACUCCAGGGCUCGUGAAUUCAACUUCUAUGGGCACUCAGAUACUUGUUGGUGUUCUUCCGAUUUUCUUGGGCGUGCAGAUGUUUGUUCUGGGACCACGCCUCAUCCUUAGCAUUCGAGAAUAUCACGCUAAACUCGUGGCUAACUCCGAUGCAGAAACUAGCAUGACUUCAAUUGUCUUCCAGGAGCGUGUGCAUGUAUCAACUAGCAGUACUGUGUAGUGCCACACCGUAUUCAAGGACUUGAUCUCCGUGAAUCUGAUCUCUUCACCUCCGGCAUAGAUUUAUCGAUAACGUCUGCGAGACGGUUCGGGUGUUUCUUCAAUUCUAAGCAUGUAUUGUUAAAAGAUUAUGAGGCUAAAAUUGUACCAAAGUUCAUG